Molecule: messenger RNA, 7846 nt
Organism: Xyrichtys novacula (pearly razorfish)
Lineage: Eukaryota; Metazoa; Chordata; Actinopteri; Labriformes; Labridae
Source: the annotation of a GenBank genome assembly
GCACUCGCGGCUCCCUCUUUUCCCCUGCUCUCUUCGGCGCGCGCUGGAAGUAGGGGAGGAACUUUGACCGGCGCUCCAGCUCCAGUUGCUAGUUAGCAGCAGCCAGCUAGCUCUUUUCCUGGACAGUUGUUUUUUUUCCUGUGUUUUGUGUGUCGUUUCAUAUGCAGAGAGAUGUGGUUUAUUUAUUUACUCAGCUGGCUGUCGUUGGUGAUCCAGAUAUCGUUCGUCACUCUCGCGAUAGGUGAGUACACGCUGGGGGAUGAUGUGCAAACAUAGCUGCUGGUUGCAAUCUGCUGGCUAAUGCUAGCGGACCAUUUAAUGAGGCAUAAUUAUGUAAUGUGGCAGCCUCUGAGUAUCCAGAGCAGUUAGCGUGUAAAUAAAGACACAUGUAAGCGGUAUAUUUGUCCCAAAAAGAUCCAGUAUUUGUGGUUUAUUUCUAAUCCAAACGAGGCUAAUGAGGGUCUCUAGGGUGUUUAGUUUGUUUGUAUGAGACUAGACUGUAGCCUGAGGUCUAACCUGUACUGUGGAGUUGGAGUGAACACCUGGAAAGGAGCCAACCCCCUCCACGUUGACUGAAACUUACCUGUCCACGUAACACUUGCUGAAACAGUCAGGUGUGGCUCCUUACAGCUGAGACCUGAUAGUAACUCUGCAGACAGUGUUAACUGAACUCUCACUACUCCUUUACAGUGUUUCUAUCCUUUUAUUAUGAGUCUGCGAUAUUUGUACACACCGUGACCAAGAUGUAAGGACCUAAAUGUUUAUGGUAUCCUACCAGGUGAACAUGGCAGAGUCACACAAAGUGAAAGUGAAAAUGGACACGGGUGGAGAUAGUGUAGCUCUGUGUGACUGUGUAGCUGAAACAAAUGAGGAUAGAUGUUGAGAUGCCUCCCUCUGGUAAUAAUUCAAGAACUUUAAUGGUUUCUCUUUUACAAUGAGUUAUAAACCAUUAAAGGGACAUUCCGGCGUAACAUUAAUCUAUGGUCAAACACCGAGUUAGACACCCCCUCAAGAGAUAAAUGUUGCCGACUGCUUGUUCCUCUAGUUAUACCAACUUUAGUAACGACCGCACGAUAGCAAUACACAGUGGUCCCAGGAGCCAUAAGCGAACCUCAACCAAAACACCACUCUAUAGCCACAAAUAAUGCUCAGAACAGUACCUAACUUCAUCAACAGUACAUAUAGGGUCCCAGCCAUAGUACUAGCCACCAAAUAUCUUUUUAACUUUGCCUGAUUUCUUUAUCAAAGAGACUAAACACAACUCACCUACUCUCGUCCAGCAGCUACUUGUUUGUAGCGAGACCAUUAUGGAUUACAGCGGAGUUUUGCAGCUCAAGGAAGAACAUUUAUGAUAAUUCAUGAAAAUGCUAUCAGACCGAGAAGCUGGAGGCAGAAGAACUACCGCGUCUGCAGUGCAAAAUGAUUAAUAUGAUUAUCACUUCAAGGAAAUAAUUAAGAAAUGAUCAUAAAUGUUCUUCCUUGAGCUGCGUCACCCCACAGAAGCCUGUAAUGGACUCUGUAUAAACAAGCGGCUGCUGGAAGAGAGGAGGUGAGUUGGGUUUAGUCUCUUUGCUAAAGACAUUAGGCAAAGUUGAAAAGAUAUUUGGUGGCUAGUACUAUGGCUGGGACCCUAUAUGUACUGUUGAUGAAGUUAGGUGCUGUUCUGAGCAUUAUUUGUGGCUAUAGAGUGGCGUUUUGGUUGAGGUUUGUUUAUGGCUCUUCAGACCGCUGUGUAUUGCUAUCCUGUGGUCGUUACUAAAUAUGGUAUAACUAGAGAAGCAAGCGGUCGGCAACAUUCACUUCUUGAUAUGGGGUGUCUAACUCAGUGUUACGGUGUGUUUGACCCUAUCUUAAUUUUACACCGGAAUAUCCCUUUAAAUAGAGAUCUCAAGUGUACCAAUAACCCUUUUGUAAGCGUUUCCUCAUUCUUUGUUGAGCUCACAAGCUGCUUUUUAUUACAACAGCAGGAUACUGGAGCCAGGUUUAGAUGAAUGAACCUGUGAAGCCUCUGAGUGCCUCGAACCUACUUUGUUAAAACAGAAAAUAGUGUUUUUUGCAUAGUCUUCACCUCCAUCUUUUAAAACUGUAAAUCCAAUCCAAUUUGCUUUACAUUUAAAAAAAAACAUCAAGUUUACCAAAGCGCUGCAAAAUGAAAUGAAAAGAACAGACACAGCAGAAAACAUCAAGAUAAAAUAAAUAACAGCAGGUAAAAAAAACUAAAAGGAAAUAAAAACACAAAAAGCAUAAAAGAAAAAAGGACAGAGAUCACGCAACUCUCACGCUGAGCUAAAAGCCACUGAAUAAAAAUGAGUUUUAAGACGUGAUUUAAAAGUAGAAAGAGUGGGGGAUGUUAAAUCUCGAGUGGCAAUUCGUUCCACAAUUUGGGAGCCACAGCCGAGAAAGCUCGAUCGCCAGGGUUAACUGAAGGAGAGAAGUUAAAACUCUAAAUAAAGUCAGGUUUCAUACAUGUCAGAAUAAUCCUGAUCAUAUUUUUUCAUUCUUCCAUGAUCUUUAAAAGGUUUCACCAGAAAUUCCAGCAGGCAGCGAUGAUCUAAAGAAAAAUGACCCAGUUUCUCUUUAACAUUUUGUAGUGAGCUGUUGGGCGCUGACAGGAGGAGGAACAGAGUUUAGGGUUUUUCUGCCUGCUGAGGUCAGAAGGGCGAGCCGCUCUGCUUUCACUGUUUUUCUCUCCUUUCUUCUUCUUCUUCUUUUGACUCUCUCUUUCUUAAAGCUCGGAUCGGCUUCGAGCGAUGGAGCUCUCAGACUCUCUCUCUCUGUGAGCCUCCGCUCUGUGAGCUCUCACCCUUUCAGCUCUUGGCAAUACGUGUUUUGACUCGUUCUUCUUUUCAGCCUCCGUUCCUCAUGAGUUCGAUAUCUGCGGGUCACGUCUGUGUUUUCAGGGUUUUUUGAUAACUUAUUGAUCUGAACUGAUAUUAUUUGGGCUUCUUUGUUCGCUUUGCCAUGUUGUUUUUGACAGGGCAGGCUGCUGAAAUAAACGGGCUGGCUCAGGUUAAAACCUUUAUCUGUACAGUUAUCUCUUAUGGGAUUAUCUGUAAACCAGUUUGACUUGUUUGUACAGCGUAAGAAAAUAGUCGAUAUCUUCUGUUUUUAAUUCAAUUUGUGUGCAUUUGCCUUUAAGACGUGUUAAAAACUGGAGUGUCAUCCUUGCUGACUUAGUAUUGUGCCGGCUACAGUCAUCCACAUGUAACAGUUCUCAUGAAAAGAUGUCUUUCUCUCAAACCAUGAAUAUUAGAUGCCUCUCCUCCUGCAGCUCCCGUGAAAAACCUUCAUCUCUUCUGUGUCUCCCUCCAGCUGCCGGCCUGUACUACUUGGCAGAGCUAAUAGAAGAAUACACAGUUGCUACUAGUCGAAUAAUAAAGUACAUGAUACUGGUGAGUGCAGUGAUGUUGUUCUCAUGUUUGAAUCAGAGAAGUAUGAGGUUAAUAACGCUGAUGUCUGUGUUUGUGUGAAUGUUCCCAGUUCUCCACAGGUGUGCUGGCAGGUCUCUAUGUUUUUGAAGGAUUCCCCAUGUUUAUGGUGGGGGUCGGCCUCUUCACUAACCUGGUGUAUUUCGGCCUACUGCAGACGUUUCCGUACAUCCUGCUCAGCUCCCCAAAUUUCAUCCUCUCCUGUGGUGAGCAGCUCAGACAGACACUCCCUUAAAGGGAUAUUCCGGCGUAAAACUAAUUAAGGGUCAAACACGCUGUGACACAGAGUUAGACACCCGCUCGAGAGAUGAAUGUUGCCGACCACUUGCUUCUCUAGUUAUACCAACUUUAGUAAUGACCGCACGAUAGCAAUACAGAGAGCCACACACUCAACCAAAACGCCACUCUAUAGCCACAAAUAAUGCUCAGAACAGCACCUAACUUCAUCAACAGUACAUAUAGAGUCCUAGCCACAGCAGUAGCCACCAAACAUCUUUGUAGUUUUGCCUAAUUUCUUUAGCAGAGAGACUACACACAACUCAUCUACUCUCUUCCAGCAGCCGCUUGUUUGUAGGGAGACCUCAGCUCAAGGAAGAACAUUUAUGAUCAUUUCUUUAUCAUUUCCUUGAAGUAAUAAUCAUCAUAUUUAUCAUUUUGCACUGCAGACGCGGUAGUUCUUCUGCCUUAGUGUCUCGGUCUGAUUGUAUUUCCAUGAAGUAAUGAUCAUAAAUGUUCUUCCUUGAGCUGCGAAACUCCGCUGCAGUAAUGGACUCGCCUAAGGUCUUGCUACAGAAAAGCGGCUGCUGGAAGAGAGUAGGUGAGUUGUGUUUAGACUCUUUUCUAAAAACAUUAGGCAUAUUCAAAAAGAUGUUUGGUGGCUAGGACUCUAUAUAUUGUUGAUGAAGUUAGGUGUUGUUCUGAGCAUUAUUUGUGGCUAUAGAGUGGCGUUUUGGUUGAGGUUUGUUUAUGGUUCCUCAGACCGCUGUGUAUUGCUAUCGUGCGGUCGUUACUAAAGUUGGUAUAGCAAGAGAAGCAAGCGGUCGGCAACAAUCAUCUCUCGAGAGGGUGUCUACCUUGGUGUAGUGAUGUGUUUGAACCCAACUGAAUUAAUGCUGGAAUAUCCCUUUAAAGUUGAAGCAAAGUUGAUACCAGGACUUACGAUCCUUCUUUCUUAUUCUGUUUUUUUGUCUCUGCCCUUCAGUGUUGGUAGUGGUGAACCAUUAUAUGGCCUUCCAGUACUUUGCACAAGAGUAUUAUCCAUUCUCAGAGGUAAUUUAAUCUCAGUCUUUCAAACUGUGUCUCAUUAUGAAUUUUUGGAGGAUCUUCUUCCGUUUAAAAUCAUCACUUGUCGUUAGGUGUUGGCGUACUUCACCAUCUGCCUGUGGGUGAUCCCCUUCGCCUUUUUCGUGUCACUGUCAGCGGGAGAAAAUGUGCUUCCGUCCACCAUGCAACAAGGAGGUGAGCUCUUUAUUAUGUUUCUCUGUCCAGCUUGAGAUUUCAAAUCUGACAGGUUGUUUCUUUUUUAUUUUUGUCUCAUCUCUUUGGAAAUUCUUGGAUUGCCUCUCUAUAUCAAACAAAAAUGACGCCUUAUUCCCUGAACAACCUUGAAACAGCAUGUGCACCAUAAAGUACACCACUUUUUAAUCAUAAAUAAAUGCAAAUAAAUUACAUAUUUGCUUUCCACCAGUUGUAGCACAAAGGGUAAGAGUGUGCGGAUGAUGGAUCGGUGGUUUUAUUAACGUUUCCUUUUCCUUCCAGAUGACGUGGUGUCUAAUUACUUCACAAAGGGCAAGAGAGGGAAGAGGUCUGGUAUCCUCCUCAUAUUCUCGUUCCUCAAGGAAGCGGUGCUGCCCAGCCGACAGAAAAUGUACUGAGGAGCGCUGAACUGGGAUGCAGCCUUGGGUUUGUGUGUGUGUGUGAGAGAGUGAGUGGGUGCGUACGUUCAUGGGAACCAGGAAAGACUGAAAAACUAAAUUUGUAUCCGGAUGGGACUGAAACAAAGAAGUGGCCAAAAAAGAAGGAAGAAAAAAGAAAAAAAAAGAAGAGGACGGACCAAUGAACGGGACAGAGCUUCACGCUGGACGAGUUUACACAGGCCACGUUCGUCUCUCCUUGUCUGUGUGUGUGAGUGUGUGUGUGUGUACCGACUGCCAACAUCUACUCGAGACCUCACUGAGGGGAUCUUCUCUGUAGCGUAAUGCUUUCUUAUGGUCAUGUUGGACUCCUCCAUUUUUUAAGCUUUGGUAUGAAACUGUAUGUGUGCCGAGUCCGACAUUAACAAAGACGAACCUGUAAAGUUUGACUCUUGCAGAUAAAUCAUCACUUUGGUUCCUCAGAUGCAUCUGCUAUCGGUUGUGUUUUGUAGGAAUCACACUUUAGAGGUAACAUCAAACACAAACUUAGAUAGAAGAACGGGGUGGCACUAGAGUUCUCUCUGACUAAAUCCUACUAAAACUUUGACUUUGGUGCCAAGUGAUCUGAAAGAGCUGCUGGCAAGAUGCCACAGACAGGCUUAAAGAGAUCACCCGAAAUAGUGAGGGUGUAAUAAAUCAGCCCCAUUAAGACUUCUUAUUCCAACUGUGAGGUUUUACAUGCUUAAAGGGACAGGUCUUUAUUUUUAAAGUGGGGUUUGUAUGAGGUUCUUGUCAACAGGAGAUCCUGGUUAGCUCAAAGAAACGAAAGCUAGAUGAUCAUUCGAGUUAACCGUGUGACUUUGCUUUUCUAAUCCAAAAAUUGCUGGGGUUUUUCAGGGUUUUAAUACUUAAAGGGAUAUUCCCAUGUAAAAUUAAUUUAGGGUCAAACACACAAUAACACUGAGUCAGACACCCCCUCGAGAGAUGAAUGUUGCCAACUGCUUGCUUCUCUAGUCAUAACAACUUUAACACUGUCCACACGAUAGCAAUACUCUGAGUAGCCAUUAAACAAACCUCAACCGAAACGCCACUCUAUAACCGCAAAUAAUGCUCAGAACAGCACCUAACUUCAUCAACAGUACAUAUAGGGUCCCAGCCACAGCACUAGCCACCAAACAUCUUUCAACUUUGCCUAAUUUCUUUGGAAAAGAGACUAAACACAAUUCACCUACUCUCUUCCAGCAGCUGUUUGAUUGUAGUGAGACCUCAUUACGGACUGCUGUGGGGUGUCACAGCUCAAGGAAGAACAUUUAUGAUCAUUAGGAAAUGAUAAAGAAAUUAUCAUAACUGUUCUUCCUUGAGCUGCAACACCCCACAGCAGUCCAUAAUGGACUGCGCUGAGGUCUCACUACAACCAAACGGCUGCUGGAAGAGCGUAGGUGAGUUGUGUUUAGUCUCUUUUCCAAAGAAAUUAGGCAAAGUUAAAAGAUAUUUGGUGGCUAGUACUAUGGCUGGGACCCUAUAUGUCCUGUUGAUGAAGUUAGGUGCUGUUCUGAUCAUUAUUUGUGGCUAUAGAGUGGCGUUUUGGUUGAGGUUUGUUUAUGGCUCCUCAGACCGCUGUGUAUUGCUAUUGUGCGGUCGUUACUAAAGUUGGUAUAACUACAGAAGCAAGAGGUCAGCAACAUUCAUCUCUCAAUAGGUCGUCUAACUCGGUGUUAUCUUGUGUUUGACCCUAAAUUAAUUUUACGCCGGAAUAUCCCUUUAAUGGACUGUCCUAAUGCCAUUAGAGAAAGGGUGAAAGAUGCACUUCAAUUUGGCAAUUCAAUUUGAACUUCUAAAAAUUGAAGAAAACAAGUGAAACAGUGGCGAAGGACCGUACCAAAAGUUCCUCAGAGGAGUUUUAAAAGUUUGAGAUAACGUGGUGGAGCUGAGCCCUCUGUAGCUUUCAUCUGCUUUUUAGGAUCUUCUAUGGAUUUACAAUUGGCGGGUACCUCAUACAUCUCCACUUGAAAAAAACUGAACCAUCCCUUUAAAGCACACUGUCUCAUUUCAUCACACAAACAAAACGAUUACUUCAAGAAAACUUUGAUAUAUCAUUUGGAUCAUUUACAAGCAGACAGAAAACUGCACUUUCUCUUUUUUACGUUUCGUUGUCUUAAGUCUUCACGUUCAUCAGUCGCUGCGCUGUAGUCUCCAGUACACCUGUCCUUUUUUUCUUUUUUUGACCGUUUAAAAGAAGAAUCACAGAAAUAACAGACUGAUGUUUUUUUCUUUUUUACAUUGAUUGUUGAGUUAACCCGACAUCAGAGACAACAACAUCGGAGCGAAAAACACUUUUGAAGAUGAAACCUGUGCGAAGACGCUGAAAGCUCACAGGUGUCAGGGACAAAAGCUGCUCGGAGUGGUUUGAUGAAAGAAGUACUUCUGCUGAAGAGGCUGGAAUUCUUUUUACCAUUUUACCGAGAGCGACUCAUUGUAGGCUGGUAUGCACACACACGUGUAAAAUAAAAUAAAAUAAAAAGAUUUUGUUGAAAUAACUCGCAGAUUAAAUGCUUCUUUUCAGUC